Molecule: messenger RNA, 779 nt
Organism: Pistacia vera
Lineage: Eukaryota; Viridiplantae; Streptophyta; Magnoliopsida; Sapindales; Anacardiaceae
Exons: 4
Source: RefSeq, a predicted model, not a curated record
UAUUUUUUGUUAAUAAAGUUAAAAAUUUUUGUUGCAAUUUUUUCAUUGUUAAAUGCAGAGUUAGAAAGGGAUGCUGAUGAAGAGCAGAUAAAGGUUGCUUACAGGCGCUUGGCGAAAUUCUAUCAUCCAGAUGUAUAUGAUGGUAGAGGGACCCUUGAAGAAGGAGAAACAGCUGAAGCUAGAUUCAUUAAGAUUCAAGCAGCUUACGAGUUGCUGAUAGAUGAGGAAAAACGAAGGCAAUAUGAUAUGGAUAAUCGAGUCAAUCCUAUGAAGGCAUCCCAAGCAUGGAUGGAAUGGCUUAUAAAAAAGAGAAAAGCUUUUGAUCAGCGGGGUGACAUGGCAAUUGCAGCUUGGGCUGAGCAGCAGCAGCUUCAGUUAAAUCUUCGUGCACGCCGUCUUUCUCGUUCAAAGAUUGACCCUGAUGAAGAAAGAAAAAUUUUGGCUAAAGAGCAAAAGGCAUCCAGGGAGUAUUUUACCAAUACUUUGAAGCGGCAUACACUUGUGUUAAAGAAAAGGGACUUGAUGAGAAAGAAAUCAGAGGAUGAAAAGAAAAGGGUCAUCAGUCAGCUUUUAGCUGCGGAGGGCCUUGAGCUUGAUACAGAUGACGAUGAAACAAAGUAGGUGACGCUGCAGAUACUUAUUCACCACUUUCUAUUGUACAAUACAUUUCAGAAACAUUCUUAAUAUCUUAUACGUAUUUAUUGUACCAAAAAAAAAAAAAAAAACUGUACAUAGCAAUUGCUUCCAAAUUAAUAAAGAAAUUGGCUUUUAUUUUCAGA